This is a messenger RNA of Nelumbo nucifera (sacred lotus), 783 nucleotides long. RefSeq names its product acid phosphatase 1-like. Gene Ontology annotation, molecular function: acid phosphatase activity. Lineage: Eukaryota; Viridiplantae; Streptophyta; Magnoliopsida; Proteales; Nelumbonaceae. The record is from RefSeq and is a predicted model, not a curated record.
AUGGAAAGGAUUUUACCCUUCCUCAUUGCCACAAUCCUCGCAACUUCUCAUGCUUCGCCUAGUAGUAGUAGCGAACCUCAUCUCAUCCACCUUCUCCGGCCAAAACAUGGCGCCGGUGGCCACGCCCUAAAAGGUGUAUCAUGUCUCAGCUGGCGCUUCGGCGUUGAGACUAACAACAUCCGUGGCUGGAAAACAAUUCCAUCUAAAUGCGAGGACUACGUCGGCCACUACAUGCUGGGCAGUUUAUACCGGAAAGAUUGCAAAGUUGUCGUCGACGAAGCUAUUCUCUACGCUGAGAACCUCAAACUCACCGGAGAUGGGAAGGACGUUUGGAUCUUCGACAUCGAUGAGACCAUCCUCUCCAACCUACCUUACUAUGCCAGACAUGGAUUUGGGGUAGAACCAUUUAACUCAACGUUAUUCAAUGAAUGGGUUAAUACUGGAGAGGCACCUCCACUGCCUGAGAGCCUGAGGCUUUACAGGAAGUUGCUCUCCUUAGGUUUGAAGAUUGUCUUCUUAACAGGAAGAUCUGAAGAUCAAAGAAAAGCCACCUCAACCAAUCUUAAGAAAGCAGGAUUUCAUACUUGGGAGAAGCUCAUACUAAAAAAAUCAUCCAAUCAAGGAACCACAGCAGUUGUGUACAAAUCAGGAGAGAGGAAGACGCUUGAAGAGAGUGGUUACAGAAUUGUUGGGAACAUUGGAGAUCAAUGGAGUGACAUCUUAGGGAACAACACUGGAAAUAGGACCUUCAAGUUGCCGGAUCCUAUGUACUACCUUAGUUGA